Messenger RNA from Podarcis raffonei (Aeolian wall lizard), 900 nucleotides. Its product is annotated as vomeronasal type-2 receptor 26-like. NCBI's taxonomy places the organism in Eukaryota, Metazoa, Chordata, Lepidosauria, Squamata, Lacertidae. Bases 1 to 900 code for a protein of 299 amino acids. The record is from RefSeq and is a predicted model, not a curated record. Gene Ontology annotation, molecular function: G protein-coupled receptor activity. The transcript has a single exon. Gene Ontology annotation, biological process: G protein-coupled receptor signaling pathway. Gene Ontology annotation, cellular component: membrane.
AUGGACGUCUGUAUUCAAUGUCAAGAAGAUCAAUAUCCAAACCGUGGCCAGGAUUUAUGCGUUCCAAAAAAGAUAAGCUUCUUGUCUUAUGAUGAACCUUUGGGGACCAGUUUGUCCAUUUUUGCUCUUGCCUUCUCUUUCCUCACAGCUCUGGUGCUUGGAGUCUUCAUUAAGCACAAAGACACUCCCAUAGUCAAAGCCAACAACCGGAGCCUCACCUACGGUCUCCUCAUCUCCCUCCUGCUCUCCUUCCUUUGUGUGUUCCUAUUCAUUGGUCAGCCUGAGAAGAUACCAUGCCUCUUUCGACAACCUGCGUUUGGCAUUAUCUUCUCAAUGGCAGUUUCUUGUGUCUUGGCCAAAACCAUCACUGUCAUCAUGGCUUUCAUGGCGACCAAGCCUGGGUCCAGGAUGAGGAAAUGGAUCGGGAAAAGACUGGCCUUUUCCAUUGUUCUGUCGUGCUCCCUUAUUCAAACCACUAUUUGUGCUGUGUGGCUGGCAACCUCUCCCCCAUUCUUGUAUUUUGACAUGCACUCAAUGGCCGAAGAAAUUGUUCUGGAAUGUAAUGAAGGUUCAGUUAUUAUGUUUUACUGUGUCUUGGGCUUUAUGGGCUUCCUAGCCAUUGUCAGCUUCACUGUGGCUUUCCUAGCCAGGAAAUUACCCGACAGUUUUAAUGAAGCCAAGUUUAUCACCUUCAGUAUGCUUCUGUUUUGCAGUGUUUGGCUGUCCUUUGUUCCCACCUACCAGAGCACCAAGGGAAAAUACACGGUGGCCGUGGAGAUCUUCUCCAUCUUAGCUUCCAGUGCAGGGUUACUGAUUUGUAUAUUUUUACCAAAAUGCUUUAUCAUUGUGGUUAGGCCUGAGUUGAACACUAGGGGACAGCUAAUUCAAAGAAUAAAUUAA